GCCGGAGCAGCCACUCUUGCCGUGCGGCGCGUUACCGUAAAGAGCCGCCGACAGCAGGGAAGGGAAAGCAGCCUGCGGCUCCGGGCUACCGACUUCUUUCCUGAGGGAAAUGAGCGAUGUAAAGGAAAGCGGUCCGGCGUUGACCUAGCCUGAGAUGGGGAAAGUUUUGUUGUUUGCUAAGCCCGAUUAAAGAACAUUUAUGAAAGAAUGAAUCAAAUCCAGCCUUCUUCUUGGAAUAGUACCUUUAAUAUAUCUAACAUAUCUAGCAAUGGAGCACACUACUAUCAAGCAAUUGGGGCAGCAGAGACUAUUAUCCUUCCUUCUCUGAUUGGGCUUAUCUGUUCAACUGGAUUAAUAGGCAAUGUUCUUGUUAUUCUCACUAUAACAAGAUCAAGGAAGAAAACUAUUCCAGAUAUUUAUAUCAGCAAUCUGUCCGUGGCUGAUUUAGUUCACAUCCUUGGAAUGCCUUUCCUUAUCCAUCAGUGGGUACAAGGAGGAAAGUGGGUGUUUGGCAAUCCCCUCUGCACCAUCAUCACAUCAUUGGACACAUGCAACCAGUUUGCAUGCAGUGCAAUUAUGACAGCCAUGAGUUUGGACAGAUACUUAGCUCUUGUCCAGCCAUUUCGCCUCACCAGUUUGAGAACCAGAUCAAAGACAAUCCGAGUCAACUUAAGUCUCUGGAUAAUUUCAUUUAUUCUUGUGUCUCCAGUAUGGAUGUACUCAAAAGUCAUUUUAUUCAAAGAUGGUUUGGAGAGUUGUGCUUUUGACCUUACAUCACCUGAAGAGGUACUUUGGUACACGCUUUAUCUGACUAUAGCAACUUUCUUUUUCCCAUUGCCCCUGAUACUAGUUUGCUAUGUAUUGAUCUUACGCUACACGUGGGAACUAUAUCAACAUAAUGAAAAAUCAGGAUGUUAUAAUACAAGCAUUCCAAGGCAAAGGGUCAUGAGGCUAACCAAAAUGGUGCUUGUGCUGGUCGGGGUGUUUGUCCUAAGUAAUGCUCCAUACCACGUGAUCCAGCUAGUGAAUCUUCAGAUAGGUCAGUCAACACCAACCUUCUACAUCAGCUACUACUUCUCCAUUUGCCUUAGCUAUGCCAGUAGCAGCAUUAACCCUUUCCUGUACAUACUGCUUAGUGGGAACUUUCAGAAGCAUCUAAGGCAAUGCAUGCAUGUCAAGACAAAGAUGACAGAGCGUGAUGUUAAUAAUAUUGAAAACACCCCGAAAUCAAGUUUUUGAAAGAACAAUGAGUUUAUAUAUAAAUAAAUACGCAUUUGUUUUAUUGACUCAGUUUCUCUGCUAUUUGCCCAGUUGUGAUAAGUGGAUUUUAUCCAAUCUUUGUCAAUGGAUGCUACGUUUAAUUGAUUGGUUUUAACUGUAAUUUUACCUUGUGGAUUUGUCAUAUUUUCAUAUUAUCGUAAGCUACUUUGGAAGCAAGUCUGGCUGACAAAUAAAGGGGGAAGGUAGAAGAUCUUGUUAAAUAUGCCAGAAAGGCAAUAAUGCCCUUGUAUAUAUGGCAGCCUUGGUACUUGCUUUGCCUGACAGGUAAAGCAGAGACAAGUUGGUCUUGGUCCCAGCUCUGCAGCUGUCAGGCUGUCCUUAUGCAUUCAGCAGCCAGCAGCCAGACUUAACCACAUUUUAAACCCAGUUUUUGCUUGUCCUGAAUGAAUGUAUUGCAAUUUGAACUUCCUCUGAGGUUUGAAAUUGAAGUUUCUUUACGGUUCCAAAAUCACAUAGAAUGAAAAUCCUUUGAAUGUUGUUAACAUGUAUUUAUAUUUACCUUUCAGAACCAUUUGUUCUGAGGAUUAGCAAAAAAUUCCUGUAGUGUAAAGAAGGGAGCCAAAUACAGAGAAGAAGAAUGUGCCUUCUUUUAUCCAUCCUCUGUAUCACCAAUCUUGGCUCUAUGGAGUAGUAAUAUCUUUAAGCCAAGAAGUGCCCAUCUCAAGAAAAGGGACUCUGGUGAAUCUCUCCAGGCACAGCUGGCACCACUUUUGCUCCUCUAGGGUGACCAAUGCCAGGCUGGGAAAUUCAUGGAGUUUUGGGUGUGGAGCCUGGGUGAGAGAGGUGUUUGGGAAGGGGAGGAACCUCAGCAUAAUAUAAUACCACAGAGUCCACCCUCCCAAGCAGCCACCUCCAAAAGUCUGGGGACCAGUUAUAAUUCUGGAAGAUCUCCAGGUCCACUAUGGAGGCUGACAACCCUGUACUGCUCUGCUCCAGCCAGAAAGCACUGGGCUGAAGGCUGAGGCAUCUGUGAUUGUUCCUGGAACUAGUUUCCUAAACCCAUCUUCCUGUCCGGCCUCCACAAGGAUGGGAGAGUGUUCAUGCUGACAGCUUGCCUCAACCCUUCAGCUCCAGAAUAACUGCAGAGGCUUGUAAUGAGACCAGUUCAUCUCUAAUUCCCUGCUGGUUCACCAAGAUCGUUCACGGAGACCCUAUUCUAGGCAACCCCACCAACUGAAUGGAGGUAGGUGGUGACUCAAGAUAAAGCCUUUCCAUAGUGGUGGUGCAACCAUUGAAUACACUGCCCUACACAGAAGGCUCACUUGGCAUCAUUUUUGUGGCAGUUUCUCCCAGUGGGAGCCAGGCCUAGGAGUCACCCAGGCUUGUAGCCCACUUCAUCAGUACUGCUGCUACUGACUGGUUGGGCUGGGGGUCCCGGGCAUGCUGGUUAUUUGAGAUUUUGGAUAUUAAAGUGCCAGAUAAAAAUGUUGCUGUUUUUAUAUUUUUCACUGUUGUGUUUCUUCUCAUGCUCUGUUUAUGUACGUUUACUGUAUUUAUGUGCAUUUUAACCUGAUCUUGAUAUUUUAUAUUGUAUCUUUUUACUGAAUUGUUUUAUUGUUGUUUGAC
Molecule: messenger RNA, 2847 nt
Organism: Eublepharis macularius
Lineage: Eukaryota; Metazoa; Chordata; Lepidosauria; Squamata; Eublepharidae
Gene: MCHR2
Product: melanin concentrating hormone receptor 2
Exons: 6
Coding region: 208-1239 (343 amino acids)
Biological process (GO): neuropeptide signaling pathway
Cellular component (GO): membrane; neuron projection
Molecular function (GO): G protein-coupled receptor activity; neuropeptide binding
Source: RefSeq, a predicted model, not a curated record